UAAAGAUAAGGGCAUGAAAUGAAAUGAAGGAAGAAAGAAAAACAGAGGAAAUAAUGGAAGGAAAGUUGUCACGUGCAGCAAAGAAGCUUACAUCAUCUCCCAUUCAAGAACUCUCUCACCUUGCUCAGAGAUGCAACGCCAUCAACCUCGCUGAAGGCUUCCCCGACUUCCCCGCGCCUCCCCACAUCAAAAACGCUGCCGUUUCAGCCAUCAAUUCCGACUUCAACCAGUACAGGCACGUGCAAGGUAUUUGUGAUCACCUGACAAAGAUGGUGAAGGAAAUGCAUGGUUUAAAUAUCGACCCUCUUACGGACGUAGCUAUUUGCUGUGGUCAAACUGAGGCAUUUGCAGCUGCAAUCUUUGCAACAAUUGACCCGGGUGAUCAAGUCAUACUGUUUGACCCUUCGUAUGAAACAUAUGAAGGAUGUGUUACCAUGGCCGGUGGAGUCCCUAUAUACGUGCCACUUGACCCGCCUCAGUGGACGCUGGAUCCAAGCAAAUUGCUGAGAUCAUUUACUGAGAGAACUAAAGCCAUAAUACUGAACAGCCCUCACAAUCCAACUGGCAAAGUCUUCACACAAGAUGAACUUGAGACUAUUGCUGGAGCAUGCUGCAGCCGAAAUUGCUUCGCUAUAACAGAUGAAGUGUACGAGCAUAUAACAUAUGACAACGAAAAACAUAUUUCCCUUGCCUCAUUUCCAGGAAUGCAAGAGCGGACUAUUAUAACAUCUUCUUUGUCUAAAACAUUUAGUGUCACAGGUUGGAGGGUUGGAUGGGCGAUUGCACCAGCUUUUCUUGCAUCUGCUAUCAGAAAUAUUCACACUAAAGUUACAGAUUCUGCUCCAGCACCUUUUCAAGAAGCCGCGUUGACUGCUUUGAGAAGCCCCCCAGAAUACUUUGAAAAACUGAGAAGAGACUAUCAAUCAAAAAGAGACUAUAUCAUCAAGUUGCUUGCAGGAGUAGGUUUUAAGAUACAGUUUAUACCUCAGGGUUCCUUCUUCUUAUUUGCUGAGCUUCCUGACAAUUGCUCCCUUUCUGAUGUAGAAUUUGUUAAGAAACUAAUACUAGAAGCAGGGGUGGUGGCUGUGCCGGGACAAGGAUUUUUUCGUACAAACUCAUCAUCGAAUGAAGUUUCUAACGUAAAUUGUUAUUACCAAAAGAGAUACAUCAGGUUCGCAUUCUGCAAGAGCGAUGCAACUUUGGCUGCGGUUUCAGAAAGACUUGGUAAGCUUUUGGAUGCGGCAGGGCAUCUUUCACUACAUUAAAUUGGCAGAAAGAGUAAUGGAUGACAGGAACAACUAGAGAUCGAGGGUACAAAAGUUUUGUUCGAAUUAAUAAAGCUUGUACUAAAGAUUAAUU
Messenger RNA from Gastrolobium bilobum, 1359 nucleotides. RefSeq lists its product as uncharacterized. Gene Ontology annotation, biological process: biosynthetic process. Gene Ontology annotation, molecular function: L-kynurenine:2-oxoglutarate transaminase activity; pyridoxal phosphate binding. Lineage: Eukaryota; Viridiplantae; Streptophyta; Magnoliopsida; Fabales; Fabaceae. The transcript is spliced from 9 exons. Gene Ontology annotation, cellular component: cytoplasm. Bases 24 to 1265 code for a protein of 413 amino acids. The record is from RefSeq and is a predicted model, not a curated record.